AUGGGACGGAAUGAGGAUGAAUACGUCACUUACACCAUCGUGACGUGCCAAGAAAGUGCGACUUCACCAGCUGACGUCGCCACAAUGAAGAUAAAGCGCUUUCGCGGUGGUUCAUCGAAGGACUGGCUCACAUGGAGCAUGCAGUUUCGAAGCCUCGCGAAACGAAAAGGCUGGAGAGCUGACCAACUAUCCGUUCAACUUCUUACGCUGAUUGACGGUGAUCUGUUGCGCGAAGUAGAGCGCAUUGCCAGCGAUGCUUCCAGCAAAGGCCUGACAUUUGAAGACUUUUACCGGGAGGUUGGACUUCUUCUGGUCCCAGCGGAUUACUGUGAAGACCUGGAUGAAGAACUAUGGACACUCACCAAGCGCAGAGAAGAGACGGUACAACGCUGCGCGGCACGGCUAAGACAGCUUGCACAGAUGUACGCCGAGUUGCCCCAGGAUUCGCAAACCAUCUCAGAGCUUCAACAAUGUCGAUAUUUUCGCCGCGCCAUGCCGCCGCACUGGCAGGACAAGCUCGCGUGCUGCGGAAUUUCGUAUGAGACGGUGAACGAACUGGCGAUGUAUUUCGAGCGCCUCGAAAGGCGCGAGAGGCAGACUGGCCGGGAUCGCCUAAAUGGUCCAGCUACCCAGGGUGGUGAAAAGGGUCAAGGUCGACGCGACCAACAACGCCCUACCGCUGACCAGCGCAGAGAUCGGCGCAACCCUCGCGAGCAUCGCGACACGCGUCAAGAUCAUCGAGACCGACCUGGUGUACAAGGCGGCAAGAAGAAGCAUGACCGUCACCAAGAACACGGCAAGUGGUGUUCAUUCCACAAAUCAAGCUCGCACGAUUCCAGCGAAUGCUUUGCCCUCAAGAAGCAACGCGAAGAGCACAAGCCUGCCGAGACGAAACGAACUGCUCACAAAAAGAGUAAUUACCCAAGAUUCGAAGAGGAAGAGGCAAGCGACAGUGACAGCGACAGCGAGCUUAAGCUUGUCGGCCUUGUCAAGAAGAAGCAACCGAGCGCCAAGCUCGCCCCACUCCGGAUCCCGGUACAAUUCAAAGACGCGAGUGGCACCUUCAAUGCCCUGCUAGACAGUGGUGCUUCGCGGAGCAUAAUCAACCAAGAAACUAUGCGAGCCAAUGCUCAGCUUGGGCAUAGACAAGUCGAGUCGGCGACAAAGUUUCAGACGGUCAACGGAGAAGUCGCUAGUGCUGGUAGUACGAUUGUACAGUUCCGCUUUCCGUCUCUCCAGCCUUCGACCAUAAUCACGCACAAGUUCGAAAUUCUGGAUCAGAGCCAGGAUGCCAUGGUGAUCGGUCGUGAUAUCCUGAAUGAACUAGGAAUCGUGCUCAAUUUUAAAGACAAACUGGUUCAGUGGGAUGGUCACGAUACACAUUUAAACACCGGCGGGUCAUCGUCUCCCAACGCAAGUGAUUAUGAAUUCCCCGAAGAGAGCAAAGAAGUCGAUAACACUGCAGUGCGACCAGAAGACCUCAUGCCAGACAGGCUAUCCAAGCCACUCGUCGGCAAAUAUCUCCAGCUUCUUCGCGAUAACGAGCAUCUCUAUGACGGUCACUUGGGGAGGAUGAGAUUCGAAGACUACGCUCUACCAAUAGUGCCGGAGUACAAGCCUGUACACGCAAAACCUUAUCCAGUCCCAAGAAGCCUCGAAAACAAGGCUCGAGAGCUCAUCCAGCAUUUGGUCAGCAUCGACGUGCUGGAGCAGAUUUUUGAUUCAGAAAUGGCAUCGCCUGCUUUUUUUCUCAAGAAGCCCAACGGAUCACUUCGUCUACUGAUAGAUUUUCGCGGACUCAACCGAUAUCUGAAACGCAGCCCUUAUUACGUCCCACGUAUACGCGAGAUCCUGUUGCGUCUCGCAGGAGCCAAGUAUCUGUCAACAUUCGAUGCUAAUAUGGGGUAUUACGCGCGUCGCCUUGCUGUAUGA
This is a messenger RNA of Peronospora matthiolae, 1932 nucleotides long. Lineage: Eukaryota; Oomycota; Peronosporomycetes; Peronosporales; Peronosporaceae. The record is from the annotation of a GenBank genome assembly.